Aspergillus sclerotioniger CBS 115572 is the source of this 942-nucleotide messenger RNA. Its product is annotated as S-adenosyl-L-methionine-dependent methyltransferase. The record is from RefSeq and is a predicted model, not a curated record. NCBI's taxonomy places the organism in Eukaryota, Fungi, Ascomycota, Eurotiomycetes, Eurotiales, Aspergillaceae. The transcript is spliced from 6 exons. The coding region runs from base 1 to 942 and encodes 313 amino acids. Gene Ontology annotation, molecular function: trans-aconitate 2-methyltransferase activity.
AUGACCACCUGGUCCCCAACCCAAUACCUCAAAUUCGCCUCUGAGCGCAACACCCCCGCGCAGGACCUCCUCACGCACAUCCCCAUACAAUCCCCCACCCGCAUCGUGGACUUAGGCUGCGGACCCGGAAACUCCACCGCGUUGCUCGCAGCCCGGUACAAUACCCCCAGCACGACCAGCAUCACAGGGAUCGAUUCCUCCCCUGACAUGAUCAACAAAGCAAACACCACUACCACGGCCGACAAUAUCUCUUUUGCGGUUGGGGCAGUGGAAUCAUACACCCCCGACGCACCAGUGGAUUUAUAUUUCUCGAAUGCGGUAUUACAAUGGCUUCCCAAGGGUGAACGUCUACAGGUUAUUAAAAAGUUGGUCAAGGGUCAGAAAGCAGGCGGGGUGUUUGCGUUUCAAAUGCCUGAUACGUUGGGGGAGCCGUCGCAUGUGAUUAUGAGGGAGGUUGCGGAACGGGGACCCUGGGCGGAGAAGUUACGGGGUGUGGGGAGGGAGGAGGUGGAGAGUUUGGAGGAGAUUUAUGAUGUUUUGGUGGAUGGGACGGACGGGGUAGAGGUUGAUGUGAAGGUUUGGAGGACGGUGUAUUAUCAUGCGCUGGACGGACAUGGGGAGAUUGUGGAGUGGGUGAGGGGGACCGGGUUGAGGCCGUAUUUGGAGAGGUUGGGGGAGGAGGAGCAGAGGGGGUUUUUGGAGGUGUAUGAGGGGGAGUUGAGGGAGAGGGGAGUGGAGAGGAGUGGGUGUUGGGAUUGGAUUGUGUAUGUUAAGCUAGGGUUAUGGAGUAUGCGAGUUGAAUCGUCUUAUUCCGAGAAAAACAUGGUCAUGAAUAUACUGCAAGGAUGCAGGGAUGCAGGGAUGCAGAAUAGUGGAUCAUCAGAAAUCAGCAAAUACCGAGAUAUUUCUCCAUCCUCUCUAGGGUUAUUUACACAUCAAUAG